AACAACUCUUUCCCGGAUGCCGUCCCGCGCAAACGUCCAUCUCGUGCUCCUCAUACAUGGUCUAUGGGGCUGCCCUGCCCAUUUGAGCGUCGCAAAGGAGGAACUCGAAGCGGCGUGGGUUGCCUCCCACUCCGCCUCCCACUCCGCCGCCUCCACCCCCCGCACCCCCCGCACCCACGCGCAAGUAUCAGGUCCUGCAGAAGACCCGGUCAUCACCAAAACACUCCAAGUGCCCACCCACCAUGCAGAAGGGGAAGAGCAGGAAGAACUGGUGAUCAUGAUCGCGGGCGGGAUGACUUCUCAGUUGACGUAUGAUGGGAUUGAUGUUUGUGCCAGCCGGGUCGCUUGGGAGGUGGACGAAAAAGUGAGAGAAUUGGAAUCGCAGCACAAACAGGUCGUCAAGUUUAGUGUGACUGGGUAUUCUCUGGGAGGACUCGUCGCAAGGUACCUCCUCGGCCUCCUCCACUCCCGGUCUCCCUCAUUCUUCGACACCCACAAACCCAUCUCCUUCUCCACCCUCUCUUCUCCCCAUUACGGUAUCCCCCGCUAUAACACCCUCCUCUCGACAACCCUUUGCUGGCUCGGCGCACGUAUCAUGUCCCGAUCGGGCGAACAGCUAUACGUCGUCGACAAGUAUUCAGAGGAUGAUCCGAGACCGCUGUUGGAGAUUAUGGCAGAUCCCCGCUCGGUAUUCUAUCAUGCCUUGGAAAAGUUUGAGCGUCUAUCGCUCUUUGCAGCUGCGAUCAACGACAACUCUGUCCCCUUUCCCACCGCCGCCAUCGAAACAGUCGACCAUUUCGCUCAAUGGCAGGAUCAGGGACUUGUCGUGGAUUGUGACGAGGCGGGGAUGAUCCGUUCUUGGUCAAGGGGAGAGGUGGAAGAUGACGAGGUCGAUGGAAAGGUGAAUGGAAAGGGGAACGAAAAGGGGAGAAAAAGACCGGUAAAGAAGAGUCUGGGAACGUAUAUCGGUACGUUACCCCCUGUUUUGAGGUACCGCUUCCCAUUCAACUAUCUUAUCAUACUCCUUUUCCCAAUCAUGCUGCCUAUCGUACUAUGCCUCAUUUUGGCCCGCCAAUCACUCGAUACUUCUCGAUCUAAACGCCGCCUCCAACAACUCGCCCAAACAUCCUCAUCCUCCUCCACCCCCCAAACCACCGCCCCCAUCGCAUCGUCCGCUUCCGGCCUAUCGAUCCAACACCUCAGAGACACGAUCCGGCGCAUCGAACGCAAUAUCGAAUCGGAAUUCAUCGAAAACGCGGACGGUCCCUCGCUCGAUAUCUACAACAAAACCACACCCUUGCAGCAAGUCGUCGUCAAAGUCCAGCUGAAAGAUAGUCAAUUGCGCAUGGCACUCUGGCUGAACCAGUUGCCGUUCAAAAAGUACUUUACGUGGUGGCCAGAGAUUACCAAUGCACAUGCGACUGCCAUUGUCAGGGAUGCUCACCUGUUCCCUCAACAUGAAAGAGGAAGAGGAAUGCUCAAAUUCUGGGCCAAAGUCAUGCUUGGACAAGCUACCGAUGUUUCAUAAAUCAGGUUAAAAAAGAACACAGUUUACAACACUUUAGAUGUUUAUAGAAAUCUCAAGAUACAAACACAUGUAGACAACUCGAGUAUAACCUGUCAAAGACCUAAU
Messenger RNA from Cryptococcus deneoformans JEC21, 1633 nucleotides. Its product is annotated as lipid particle protein, putative. Bases 17 to 1528 code for a protein of 503 amino acids. The record is from RefSeq and is a predicted model, not a curated record. Lineage: Eukaryota; Fungi; Basidiomycota; Tremellomycetes; Tremellales; Cryptococcaceae. The transcript has 11 exons.